Molecule: messenger RNA, 2700 nt
Organism: Sparassis crispa
Lineage: Eukaryota; Fungi; Basidiomycota; Agaricomycetes; Polyporales; Sparassidaceae
Exons: 13
Coding region: 1-2700 (899 amino acids)
Cellular component (GO): cytoplasm
Molecular function (GO): protein binding
Source: RefSeq, a predicted model, not a curated record
AUGGACGUUUCUGACCAUCCACCGACCAUUACGCUUCCGUUUUCAAUUGCUGGCUGCUCUGAACAUAGUGGAAGAUAUGUGGCCGAGAACAUUCUCGUGGACAAGCCUUCGGACCAGGCAAGUAGAUGGAGCGGUGCUCAUCAAUCGCCCAAUGUGAAGCAAUGGAUUCUCCUCCGCCUGGAUGGCUUGAGCAUUCUCAAGAGUAUUACAUUCGGAAAGUUCCACAAACCACAUCCUUGUAAUAUGAAGGAAUUCAAGGUAUAUGUCGGGUUGACUGAGGACAGCAUGACCGAGGUUCUGCAUUCCGGUCUCAAGAAUGAUAUCUGCCCAGAGACGUUUGCCGUCCGGCAUACGAAUCGUGCUGGAAUAUGUUUUCCGACGCGCUUCGUCAAGAUCAUUCCGCUUUCAGCUCAUGGACAAAGCUUUCAUACAUCCAUUUGGUUCGUCUCAUUAUCGGGUGUCGAAGACGGGUCCUUCGUCGAGCAAGCGAGAAUUAAGCACGACGAUUACCGAGAAGCUGUAGUGCUGUGCCAUGUCUUGAAACAUCUCCGCCAGCGGCGUUUCCUGUCGCCUUUCAACACGAUUCUCUCCCGCUCAGGCCUGCAGCUAGAGCAUCCACUUGUAACUGCACUUUACGAUUCGAUCGUUCUCAAUGGCGACUGGCUACGCGCAGAACACGUUCUGAAGUCUGCCUCUGACGCGGGCCUCUUCACUUCGUACCGUCAUGCGUGCCAGCCCCAAGCACAGUGGACGCGUCUGCAUGGCCUCGAUGCCGACGGUGACGCACCUUGCAGACGCGGCGGACACGCAAUGUGCAUGGAUCAGCAGAAUGGGCUCAUAUACCUCUUUGGUGGGUGGGACGGCCAGCGCAGUUUGGAUGACUUCUGGGUGUACGAUGUCACGCUGGAUACUUGGCGGCUUCUGAGCCUCGCGACCUCGCGUGAACAGAAUGGUCCAGGUCCUCGUGCUUGCCACAAGAUGGUGUUUGAUGACAAGACGGGCUCAAUAUACCUCCUGGGACGUUUGGGUGACGGUGAUGCACACGAGCCUGCAGACGCUCCAAACGCUCCUGCCCAUCGGGAUGAUAGUGGCGGUGAAAGAACUACCUCCCCCACUCCUGUGGCUAUAACUGGUGCGAGGCACUUGAACGAUCUGGCACGUCCGGGUUCGAGCGAUGGAGCACCCCCUGCCAUUCCGUGGUCAGCUUACUGCUCCGAGUUCUAUCGAUAUCACACUCGCGGUCUGGAUGCUGGCAAAUGGGACUUGCUCUACAUUGACACCGCGUCUUCGGGUGGUCCUCCACUCGUCUUUGACCAUCAGAUGGUCAUGGAUAGCCAGGCCCAAAUGAUUUACAUUUCUGGUGGUCGCAUUGUAGAUGGCGAUUGGGAAUCAUGUAAGUAUGCGUCGCUGUAUAGCUACAACGUGCGUACAGGCGUGUGGGAGACACUACAAGCGUCUGACUCGCUAUGUUCUCAUCCCUGUAUUCCCUCGCGAUUCGGUCAUUCAAUGGUCCUUGAACCGAAGUCUCAUACCCUCUUCAUUUUCGCCGGUCAGCGCGAUGACAAAUACCUUUCCGACAUGUACGCGUACCACAUACCCUCUGGUACCGUCCAUGAACUGUUCUCGAACUUCUCCGUUGCUGGCGGGCCAGAUCCAUGUUUUACUCAGAGAGCAGUCAUUGAUCCAGAGUUACAUGAAAUCUACGUGUUCUCUGGUCUGAGCCGUCGCCAAGGGUCACUUACAGUGCUCGACUCUGAGUGUCCGAACUGGAUAUAUCGCUACGAGCGCCCCGAUCGUCCAGGUAAAUGGUCUAAAAUUCUACCUGCUGGUCGACCUGAGGGCUCGGACGCUCACUUCGGUGAGGUGGAGAACGAGCAUCCGCUGCCCCGGUACGCACAUCAAGUGGUGUAUGACUUCGGUACCAAGACGGUCUACAUGCACGGUGGAAAUGCAGGGCUGGAUGAGGUGACCGGGGCUACGUCUAUGGGAGGAUCUAUGGAAGAUUCCCGCAACCGAGAGGGAGGUGGUAGCACGCAUAAUACCGAAGGAACGCGAGAGAAUCGUCUGGAUGAUUUCUGGAAUAUGCAGCUGAAGCGGCCUGCUCCCGAAAGCAUCGUUCGAAAGGCCACUUAUGCUGUCCGACAGCAGCAGUUCCGCGAAAUGUGCGAGGACGCUCCACCUGUCAAGGCGCUCACGUUCCUGCAGACAGAGGUAUCCUCAGUCGUCAAUCAUGCUGAUGUGGAGGAAGCACAUCAGUUCCAAUCCUUACUUUCACACCUGUUGACGGCGCCACCGCGUCGUGUGGACACUACCGUUACCUCAGGGCCUGUUGAGAGUCGGCGCGAUAGUGAGCCUGUCAGGAAGCGGUCACGAUCAGAUACCUUAGCCGACUCCGCCGUCAUACCGUCAAUUACACUGGCAGAAGGAGACCAGCCGAUGGGAGAUGCGACGGUGGAGUCUACCUCUACUUCGGGGGAAGCGGGUGUCACGAUCUCCCAACCUGUUGUGAGACUGGAGGUGGAUCCCGGGGAAAGGGCUGGAUCAGGCCGAUCUCCACCCUCGCCAGCACGCUUCAAACAGCGGACCGAUGUCUUCGAGACAUUACUGCUCUAUGUUAACGAGGACGCCAAGCAGCCAGAGAAAGGCCUGCUGGAGCUGAUCAAUACAGACGGUCUAGAUUUGGUGUCAAGUGAAGUAUGA